GAAUGGUUAGAUGCCGAGCUGUAUAAUUGAAUUUCAUUCAGUAGAAGUUCAGAUGUGAUCAUGAACGUCAAUUUGAAAAUUUUGUUUUUGAUUAUAAUUUUUGUGUGGAAGCAAAACGGUUUUUUUGCUGCAUCAGCUGGUAUUUCGUGUAAGGACGGUAAUGGAAAGUCGGUAGACUGGUUUUAUGCAUACAAAUUACCAUCAACAUAUAAUGGUGCUGACAAAAAAGAUAAUGGCUUAUCGUUUUUAUACAUCACGGCUACAUCAAGUGACUUGAAACGUUGGACUUUAUCAGACAAAACCGUUGAUGACCCUAACAGUGUUAUUGGCAGGACUGUGGCUCAGGGUUCCGUGGACGAAGGAAGAUUAGUUGUCGCGUACAAUGAUGAGCCACCAACUGAAGAUCCAGUUGGCACCGAUGGACAUACGAAAGGUCUUGUUGUUGCAGAUAAAUACUCAGGAUUUUGGUUAAUUCAUUCGGUACCGAAAUAUCCUGAUUAUAGUGCAGACAAUUGGUAUCCGCACAGUGGACGACAUUAUGGUCAAAGUUUCUUAUGCAUAUCAGUCAAUGCAACACAAGUCGAUAAAAUUGGAAAGCAAUUGAUUUACAACGAACCUGAUAUUUAUAUAAACAGAACCAACCAAUUUGGCAAUCUGUAUCCAUUUCUAUAUAGUGCUGUAAUUGGAAAACGAAUUAAACAGCCACCAUACUGGAAUGUAGAAACAAUUUUGUCAACGAAAGGAGUGGAGUUUCACUCAUUUGCCAAAAAUCGAAGUUUCAAGAAAGAACUUUACGAAGAUUUUGUUGCACAAACUUUGAACACAAAUUUAUACGUCGAGACAUGGUGUCACGGAACUGGACUCAUACCCUCCAAUUGUCCAAUUUCAAAGCGAAGUGUGUGGAAUGUUACUGCAAUUAAAAUGGACCAAUUCCGCUAUGAAUUUAAUUCUACGGAAGAUCAUUCCAAGUGGGCUGUUAGUACGGAAGGUUCUUGGAUCUGUGUUGGAGAUAUAAAUCGAGCUGAACACCAAAAAGUUCGUGGAGGUGGAACAGUGUGUCAACAAUCGGUAGUUUCUGAAGCUUACGCAGCUUUAAUCAAAUCCUUUGCUCCUUGUCCGGCGUCGUAGUUUGCUUGAGUAAUUUAUGAUUUUUCAAUGAACAUCAAUAAAUAAAAGAAAAAUUCGUAGAAAGAACA
This is a messenger RNA of Bradysia coprophila, 1196 nucleotides long. RefSeq names its product deoxyribonuclease-2-alpha-like. The record is from RefSeq and is a predicted model, not a curated record. Gene Ontology annotation, biological process: apoptotic DNA fragmentation. Lineage: Eukaryota; Metazoa; Arthropoda; Insecta; Diptera; Sciaridae. Gene Ontology annotation, molecular function: deoxyribonuclease II activity.